UUCGAUCGGAAACUGAAACCAAGUAACGCAGUGGGCAAUCCAGAAGUGCACGGAUUUUCGGACGGGGGAGAGCAGGCGUUUGGUGGAGUUAUUUUCCUGCGCUGGGAGCUUGAUGAUGGAAGUUAUCGUUGCGUCGCUGUCAUGGUGAAGCCAUUCGUUGCACCUCUAAAGAAGAAAAGCAUUCCAAGACUGGAACUUUUGGGUUGUUUGGCUCUCUCCAGAAUGUACGACACUUGUCGGAAAGCCCUAGAGUUCGUGAAUAUGAAGGACUUUAAAAGAAUCUUUUGGAUCGACUCAACAACUGUAUUAUCAUGGGUCAGGACUCCACCACGUCAAUUCAAGCCUUUCGUAUCGAGCCGAGUUGCUGAAAUUCAGGAAACGAUUGGCACAGAGGACUUCCGCUAUGUCAGAUCGAAGAGCAAUCCAGCUGAUGGUCUCACACGGGGAAUCGAACCAGCCGAAUUAGCAAAUUGGUUGGCAGGUCCAUCAUUCCUGAAGUUUCCCGAAGCCCAGUGGCCAGAGUUCCACGAAGAUCUCAGAUUAUCCAAUUCAGUAUGCCAGGAAACAAUGAAAGAGAAGAAAUCAUCAUUUUCAUCCAAUUGUAACAAGGAAGUUAAUGAAGUCAACGUCUGUUUAGCUACUGAAGAGAAGAAAGAAAAUCCCAUUCUUUGUCACUUGAUGGCGGCUUGUUCUUCAUUUUCAAAGGUUCGGAGAACACUGGCUUACAUAUUGCGAUUCACACAAAAUGCAAGAAAGAUCAAUAUGAAAAAAGGGACUAUUACCGCUCAGGAGCUACAAAUAUCAGAAAAAUACCUUUUUAAGUUGUGUCAAGACUCCCUAGACCUAUCCCGCUUCGAAGAAAAACUUCUUCCAAGGACGGACCAGGAUGGCCUUCAACGAGCACACGGACGCCUGGAAGAGAUCAGAUCACUCUCAGAGGAAAUGAGAAAUCCAAUCAUCUUACCACGCAACCACCCACUGGUCAAAUUACUUCUGCAGCACCUCCACGACAAACGGCGACAUUGCGGUUACAAGAGCUUAAUGCACGAGGCAAGAAAGAGGUUCUGGAUCAUCGGUCUACGUAGUAUGUGUAAACAACUUACGAGAAGAUGUAUCAUCUGUAGAAAAUUGCGAAAGAAACCCCUCGACCAACUGAUGGGCCAAAUCCCAAGUCUUCGAGUCGCGGCCGGACUGCCACCAUUUUCCAAUACCGCAAUGGACAUGUUUGGACCGGUGCAGAUCAGAAUGAACAGAAAGACACUCAAGGAAGCCCAAGUGAUAAUCUUUACCUGCAUGACGACCAGAGCAGUUCACCUGGAACUCGUCACCGAUAAAAGCACAGAGACAUUUUUGUUGGCAUUUCGCCGUUUCGCAUGCUUACGCGGCCAUCCCAAUGUCUGUUGGUCAGACUGUGGUACUAAUUUCGUCUGUUCACAAGGUUAUCUGAACGAAAUAAUGAAGAAUUGGGACAACGCUAGAAUCCAGAGUGUACUGACCGAGGAGUUCUCGUGCGAUUUCAAAUGGCUGUGGAAUGUGCCUCAUGCCAGUCAUCAGAACGGUGUCGUCGAGUCUCUUAUUAAGUCCGUCCGACAAGCCUUCAAUGUUACCUGCAAGAGUCAAGCGUUUACGGCAGAACAGUGGUCAACAUUCCUCGCAGAAAUCAGCUACGUGAUCAAUAGUGGCCCUUUGUAUCCCAGUUCGGAUGGCGUUUGGGAGAGUCCACCAGUAACACCGAAUGAUAUCCUUCUUGGGCAGCAUAAUUCACCACCUCAGCCAACCCCGGAAGAUAGAAUCAACCCAAGAGAUCUUUUACGAUGCACACAAAACAGAAUCGUCGAUUUCUGGAAAUGCUGGUUGAAGCAUUUUGCACCCAAUCUAUUACCCCGCAACAAGUGGUUCCGAAAAAGAGACAACGUUCAAGUAGGGGACCUGGUUCUGGAGCUUGAUCCAAAACAUAAAAGAUGCCAAUGGAAGAUGGCACUUAUCACCGAAGUUCAUCCCGGAAGCGACGGCCUUGUGAGAAAAGUAAGAAUGAAGACGCAAACAGGAGAAUAUGACAGACCCAUCCACAAGCUGUGUCUUAUAGCCACCAGAGAAGAACUUGAUGCAGACUAG
This is a messenger RNA of Paramuricea clavata, 2115 nucleotides long. Lineage: Eukaryota; Metazoa; Cnidaria; Anthozoa; Malacalcyonacea; Plexauridae. The record is from the annotation of a GenBank genome assembly.